GGGGUCCGCCUCUUUUCUCUCGCUCCCCUCCCCAACUUCCCUCCUUCAUCACCCAUGCAUACUGCGUCGGAUUGAUUUUUGACGUGAUUUCUUCAAUUUGAUCUGCUCUCCGUGGCAGUCUUUCUUCCGAGGUGGCUAGACGGUUGCCCGGCUGCCAGCCAUUUGAACCUUCCCCCACCUAGUGUCCACACUGUGUUUUGACCGCUACUAUAUAACGUCUCGUUCCUUUAAAUUCAUCAGUAAUCUCCGGCCGUUUCAUCACCGUCUUUUGAGGUUACAGAUCUUCUCCUUUUCCUUCCCCUGUCUGGAGUCUCUUGCUGUGUCUCCUUCAGAGUUGUUACACCUCUUCAACCUUUUCCAUUGCCCCCCGCCAACAUGUCUGCGUCACCUCGCAAGCCUGGGACGCCAGCUCAUUCCAGGUCCUCGACCGCAGAAAACCAUCCCGUUAAUGGCUCUUCCCCUCGAACCCAUUCACGAUCUCCAAGUGCAACGACCAACGGUGUAUCUCGCACUCCAUCCGUCCGUGGCUCGACCCCGGUCUCUGCGCGUGCUGCGGCCAGAAAGCCAACUCGCUCCUCCAACCUCAGCAUGUCGAGUGUCCCCAAAGUUGCAAACGAUCCGUCCGAGGAAGAGGCGCGAGCGCAAAAUGCUGCCCUUAUCGAAGAAUUGAGAGAACAAUUGCAGAAGGCAGAGACCGCCUCGGAGCAAUAUCGCAAGCAGCUCGGAGUUCUGCAGAUGCGGCUCGACGAGGCGGUCAGCGAACAGGGCAAGCUGGAAGACCAGGCCCAUGAGAAAGAUGGCAGAUUCGAAGCAUUGAACGGUGAAAUUCGUGAGCAUGUUCGCCAAAUCCGUGAUUUGGAGCAGACGCAUGAAAUGGAGCGGAAUGCCAUGCUGCAAGAGAAAGAACAGCAGGCCAGCCGUGAAGAAGAGAUGCAGGCAACCAUCCAGCGUCUCAAAGAAACAGUCGCCCAGAAAGACAUGCGGAUCAACGCUGAUAGCGACAAGAACGUUUCUCGCUCUUCGAGCUUCCGUAACAGAUCUUCCCCCGAUGUGGAUGGGCAAUUCGCGCCCUCCUCCCAGAUUGAGCGAAGCCCUUCGCGCAACAAUUCAACGCUGCUCUUGCAGAAAGACAAGCUAAUUGAGUCCCUCAGACUUGAGCUGGCUGAGUCUCAGAUCAAACUCGUGGAGAUGGAGAACAAGGGAGGCGGCCGCCAACGCGAACUCGAGAAGGAGCUCCUGGAAGCUCGCAUGGCAAAUGCUCGCUUGAUGGAAGACAACGAGAGUUAUCAGUUGCUUCUCAGCGAGCGAACUCUCAAUGGCGACUUUCACAAGGGUGAUUUUAUGCGCGAAGCCCAUCCUGACGCCGCCGAAACCAAGGAGCCCAGCAAUGGCUUGGGUUCGUUGGCUGAUGAACUCGAAUCGGUCGACGAGAGAGUUGAAACAGACAACACGCGCAAGUACGAAGCAGAAAUCAAGGCCCUCAAAGAUCAGAACAAAGCUUUGACUCUCUACAUUGAGCGCAUCAUCAGUCGUCUGCUUCAGCACGAAGGCUUUGAGACUAUCUUGGACAAGAAUGAAAACGAAACCCCAGCUACCUCCAAGCCGGGAACUGCAAGCAGUGACAAGGAUCUUCCGCCAACGCCUCCCGAAAAGGAUGAUAGCCAGACAUUCCUGCAGAGGGCCAAGUCCGUCGUCUCGGGUCAAAACAAUCGGCCUCUGCCCCAGCCGGCUGUGCCUCAGCCGGCUCUGUCUCAGCCGAGAUCGCGCCCAGUUAGCUACAUGCCCCCGGCAUCUCUCAGCUCGACCCAUGAAAAUCCCGAAACCGCCCCCAGCAUUCCCAUCAAUCGUGCUCAAUCCGUGCGGUCUGGCCACCGCAGAGCCCGCUCAGACCAAGCGGAUGUGGCAGCUGCAGCAGUUGUGGGGCAGAUGUAUCGUGGUCGCAACUCAGGUGGCCCUAUCAGCCCUACGAUUAUGGGACCUGGAUCUCGCCAAAGCGCCUUCUCCGGGGCUAGCUACAUGUCAAGCAUGAGCGCUGGUGGUCGUGCCCCGUCCCUGUCUAGUCAACCCGACCAGGGUAGACUUAGCAGUUCCGGUAGUGUCACCAGUGAUCUCCACGGCGAAACUGCGUCUACAGGUGCAACCUCAAGCUCACCACGUUCGAGCAGUGGAAUGACGAAUUACACCGGGGCAGUCAUGACCCAGAGUAAACUGCGCCCGCUGCGACUGGUCAGUGAAGCCUCGAAGUUGGCCGAAGAAGAAGAAGCCGCUCGCAAAAAGGCGAACCGUGGAAGCUGGAUUCCAUGGUUCAAUAAUAACAACGCCCGCCCAAGCUCCAGUGAAGCCGCUCAGGGUUAAGUCUUUUUUGGUUUCUGUUCUCCUUUCUUUUUGUUUUCUCCAUCUUGUGUUUGAUAUGACCUACCUUUUCUGUAAGAUUGACUCUCACUUGAUGUACCGUCUGACCUUCCCUGAGGGCUUGGUUUUGGGCGGUCACAGGUUACCUUCUUAUCUUUAUGUUGCAAUACCCUUUGUUUUCGAUGUCAUGAUGGUGAUGAGCUACUGUGUGAUUCCUUCCGACAACCAGCAGAAGGACAUAUAACUGCCUAUGUUCGAGAUGCCAUGGGGUCUGCUUUGGAUUAUUUUCGUGUUGGCCAUCUUGACUGUUAUUUAUGGACUCUCCUUUCCUGGAUAUAUUCUUCCCCAGUUGCAUGAUUAUUUUAAGGAGAAGGAUUGAGAUGAUCAUACCCCACUUUCUUUGACGAACAUACGAGUUAUAUAUCAGGACCCCCUUGAUAGAUUUAAGGCAUUUGUAAAGAUAAUUAAUGAAUAUUUUAAAUUGAACUGAAUGGCUCU
Aspergillus wentii DTO 134E9 is the source of this 2850-nucleotide messenger RNA. RefSeq lists its product as uncharacterized. The transcript has 2 exons. NCBI's taxonomy places the organism in Eukaryota, Fungi, Ascomycota, Eurotiomycetes, Eurotiales, Aspergillaceae. The record is from RefSeq and is a predicted model, not a curated record. The coding region runs from base 376 to 2355 and encodes 659 amino acids.